AAACCCUAGCUACACCCAAUCGCCCAUGGGAAUCGAACCAUGCAUCGGCUGGGCUCAAUCCAAGCCCUUGGAUCUGCACUGGUAGCAUCCAACGGUUGGGAAGCAUUUUGCCCUUUAGGCAUGGCGGAGAAAGAACGCGACGAGCUGCGGUGGUGCUCCCUUGGCGCCGCUAUCGCCCGGAGCUCUCCGCGGCGGCGUGGCGGCGGAGGCGGCGGCGAUCUAUGGGGGACCGCCAGAUCGAAGUUGUCGGCGUUCGCGUCGACGAUGGGCGGAAGAUCCUCCUCGUCAAGCCGACCGUCGUCCCGCCCGAGAUUGUGAGCGAUCAGGUGGACAAUUUCCUGCUGGAAGCGCUUCAAAACCCUCGCGAUCGUCUCACAGUUCUUCGAUUGGAGCAGGAGAUACAGAAGUUUGCCAAGAAUGCCGAGGUCCAGCAGCUAGAAUUCCAGCCGAUGGGGUCUCCUUUCUGCCAGCUCGCGACACAGCGCGUUGCUCAGCACUAUGGCUUGAAGACCAGCGUGGUGGAAAGCUCUGGUGGCGCUAGGAUUCACGUCACGAAGAGCCUGGACGGAGAGAAUCGCCAAAGUGGCAUUCGCUUGGCUGAUAUUCCUCCGAGGGUGGCUCAAGCUCUACAGCCCAGAGUAGCGAUCAAGCAAAGGGGUGCUCCGGCUGGUUACAGGGACAAGAGGAACUCCAAGGUGGAUUCCGGCAAGAGUGUGGAGGAAAGGAAGGAGGAAUACAACAGGGCGAGAGCGAGGAUUUUUCAGGAGGAUUCUAGCGACGACGAUAGCGUCAAAGAUUGCUGCCACAUCGAGGUGGUGAGGGUGGAGAACAAGGAUGAAGCUGCGAAAGCCAACAAAGAGACGCGUGCCGAGACGACAGUGCCGAGGAUCUGUACGAAAGACGACAAGGAGAACGUAAGGCGGAUCUUCAAAGAAGAGAAUGCGAUCAAGCCAAAGCCGAGCACUCCAAACAGGGUGGCGAUCAUCCGAGACCGUGAGAAGGAUCGAAAGGACCCCGACUAUGAUCGAAGCUACGACAGGUAUCUCCAGCGUUAUGAUCGUGGCUUUGGUGGUCUCAUGGCUCAUCCGGUCUCUCCGGCUUAUAACACGCAAUUCGACGCUUGCAUCCAGCAGCCAGCUCAAUCGCUGUGUUCUUCGUGGGUGUCGCCAACUUACAAUCCAGCAGCGUGUUCGUCCUCUGGAUCUCCGAUCCAGAUGGGAGGAACUCGAGGUUCUUUCGUCAUGGACAGCACAAGCUACUCGAGCUACGCUCCAUAUCAAUCCCAGGAUCCCAGGUUCUUUCACGAUGGAUUUUUCUCCUCAUCCUCGUUCCAAGCGUUUAACACUCUGGAGGCUCCACAGCAGCACUACCAAAUGGCCGUGCUUCCAAGCUACAACAUGGUCAACUUGCACAGUCGGCAGCACUACUAAAAGCGAAGGCUUCCAAGAAUUUGGAAGACGAAAAACGGGAGGCAUUGUAAGACACUAAUUUUUUUUCUUCGGACGGGAAUGUACGUAUAGUCUUCGAAUAUGAUUCUUUUUAUUCGCUGGAGAUGCUCAAUCACGCAUAUGCCAAUUCUUUUAACCGCCAUGGUUUUGUGUGGUU
This is a messenger RNA of Selaginella moellendorffii, 1605 nucleotides long. RefSeq lists its product as uncharacterized. Gene Ontology annotation, molecular function: nucleic acid binding. The transcript is spliced from 4 exons. The record is from RefSeq and is a predicted model, not a curated record. Bases 222 to 1430 code for a protein of 402 amino acids. NCBI's taxonomy places the organism in Eukaryota, Viridiplantae, Streptophyta, Lycopodiopsida, Selaginellales, Selaginellaceae.